AUGGGUGCGCAAGGCCUCCGAGAAGGAGAGGUCGGGGAACAUCAAGUUCGAGAAGCAGUGUCCAAAAUGUUUGACAAGUAUCCUGGAGUGAAGCAUGCGGCCAUCACUGCUGGUCCCCAGGCCGCAUUUCUCUUCUCACGAGAUUCGGCGGUGCGCUACGACAUUCCCAAAGUUGACUGUCUGAACCCGAUUGGUGCUGGAGACACGGUGGCCGGGGUGCUGAUGGCUUCCUGGUGCUCAGGACUUGCCCAGGACUUCGAGGAGGCGAUGCUGUAUGGCUUGGCCUCGGCUACAGCAAAGGUGAAAGAGGAAGGUGAAGGUGGAAAGUUCGACAUCGAGGCAAUGCUGACGAUCAAGAAGGCGAUUUCAAUGACGCGCGCUUGA
Molecule: messenger RNA, 384 nt
Organism: Symbiodinium sp. CCMP2456
Lineage: Eukaryota; Dinophyceae; Suessiales; Symbiodiniaceae
Source: the annotation of a GenBank genome assembly